Molecule: messenger RNA, 1119 nt
Organism: Trichoplax adhaerens
Lineage: Eukaryota; Metazoa; Placozoa; Uniplacotomia; Trichoplacea; Trichoplacidae
Exons: 8
Coding region: 1-681 (226 amino acids)
Biological process (GO): proton transmembrane transport
Cellular component (GO): proton-transporting two-sector ATPase complex, catalytic domain
Molecular function (GO): proton-transporting ATPase activity, rotational mechanism
Source: RefSeq, a predicted model, not a curated record
AUGGCUUUAUCAGAUACAGAAGUCCAAAAGCAGAUCCACCAUAUGAUGGCCUUCAUCGAGCAAGAAGCCAAAGAAAAAGCGGAUGAAAUCGAUGCUAAGGCCGAGGAAGAAUUUAACAUUGAAAAAAGCAGAUUGGUACAGCAGGAAAAGUUAAAAAUUUUAGGCUUUUAUGAAAAGAAGGAGAAACAGAUUGAACUUCAGCGUAAAAUACAACACUCCAAUAUGUUGAAUCAGUCGCGUUUAGCCAUUCUUAAAGAAAGGGAAAACCUUAUUAAGGCUAUAAUGGAGGAUACAAGAGUCAAACUUGGAGCAGCUACUAAGGAUCAAGAGAAAUAUAAGGGUUUACUACAAGGUUUAAUUACACAGGGCCUAUUUCAAUUAUUAGAGAAAACAGUCAUAGUUCGUUGUCGUCAAGCCGACUUGAAACUGAUUAAGGAAGUCAUCGGAGAUGCAGUUAAAGAUUAUAAGAACGCUUCCAAAAGGGACAUUGUUGUCAAUGUUGACAUUAAAGAAUUUCUUGGAUCGGAAAUCUCUGGAGGUGUUGAAUUGCUCACACCGUCUGGAAAUAUUAAAAUUUCCAAUACAUUGGAAAGCCGCCUUGAAUCCCUUUAUCGUCAAAUGUUACCGGAAAUCAGAACAACUCUCUUUGGUGCCAAUGAAGGCAGGAGAUUCACAGAUUAAGAUUUGGCUACCGUCAGUCUUUUAUAGGCUAGUUGCUCUUAUGGGAUGUUACUAUAGCAGCUUAUUUCAUACGCAUAUGUAUUGGUUGCUAAUAUUUUAAGGUGUUUUUUAUGUAACUGACUAUAACAGUAUGUUGAAAAUGCUUCUAAUACACCUAAAGUUAUUAGUUAUUAGAUACGUAGAGAAAUUUCAGAAUGUUCGUAGUUUUUAAAAGAUAUAAGUAAUUUUUAAUAGAUGUAUAACCUUGAUGUCUUAACUUAUUAUUCAUUGUGAUGAUGAAAGUAAAUUGGCUAUUGAUAUAUUUAAAGUAAGCAAUUUGGUUGUUGAAACCAUAAAAGAAUUAAGCCUUACCGAUAAUUCAACUCGACAUCGUUGAAAAAGCUGUACUAUAAUAUAACGUUACCGCAAAAGUAAUAAAAAAAUCGUAAUCAUUCGCAA